Molecule: messenger RNA, 5020 nt
Organism: Corylus avellana
Lineage: Eukaryota; Viridiplantae; Streptophyta; Magnoliopsida; Fagales; Betulaceae
Gene: REV1
Product: DNA-directed DNA polymerase
Biological process (GO): error-prone translesion synthesis; error-free translesion synthesis
Cellular component (GO): nucleus
Molecular function (GO): deoxycytidyl transferase activity; DNA-directed DNA polymerase activity; damaged DNA binding
Source: RefSeq, a predicted model, not a curated record
UCCUCGACACACUUUCUCUAAGAAAAUGAGUUUGGAUUUGUCUCGCUCUGCUAACUCGUCCGGCAGCCAAAGAUCCAAGCGAGGCUUCAAUAAUAACAACAAUUCGACCUCUUCAAACCGUUCCAGUAACAGUAAUGAUAGCAAUAAGAAGAAGAAGGUUAGCCAGAAAACCCUAGGCGUGGCCUGGGGCGCCAAUUCUAUCUCUUCCUCUCGCUCCUCCUCCUUCCGCAAAUCACCGUUCUCCGAUUUCGGCAGUUAUAUGGUGGAGAAGAAUCGGAAACUUCAGAACCAGUUUGAUGUGGAAGCUUCAGCUUCUUCUCAUAGUGAUUCGGGUUCCGGGAAGCCUAUAUUUCAUGGAGUUUCCAUCUUUGUUGAUGGUUUCACGGUUCCUUCCAGUCAGGAACUGCGAGGCUACAUGUUAAAGCAUGGUGGAAGAUUAGAGAAUUACUUUUCAAGACGUCGUGUAACCCAUAUUAUCUGCAGUAAUCUCCCCGAUAGUAAAAUUAAGAACUUGAGAUCUUUUAGUGGUGGGCUCCCAGUAGUGAAACCCAUGUGGAUUUUGGAUUCUGUUGCUGCAAACAAACUUUUGAGUUGGGUUCCUUACCAACUUGACCAGCUUGCUAAUAACCAACCAAAGCUGUCAGCCUUCUUUGCUCUGAAAAGCAGCCCACAGUCCCAGGAUGCUUUGCCUUGUGCACCUGUUUGUCCAGGAAAUCCUGAAGCCGAAGAUUCAUCUUUUAAAGGUGGCACAUCAGUUGAUGCAUCUUUUUCUGAUGUGGGUGAACCCGUUGAGCACAGUGGGCUAAUUAGUGGAGAAUCUAAUAAUCUUAUGAAUAAGAACUCGAAUGUAUCAUUACUUGAGGAGCCAGCUAGCAGUUGUGGCAAACCUUCCGAAGUGACUAUGACAAAACCAAGUAAUUUUGAUGUGGAAGAUGAGAGCAGUGUAAGAAAUGAACUGCAGUCAAGUCAUUACCAACCCUCGGCAUUGGUUAGCAGCAACUUCAUGGACAUUCAUAAUAUGAAAGGUUCACCAAGUUCAACAGUUGGUGGGCCUUCUAAUCAGCAUCAUUCAACUCUUGAGGAUCCCAAUUUUGUGGAAAAUUAUUUCAAGAACUCAAGGCUACACUUCAUAGGAACCUGGAGAAAUCGAUACCGUAAGCGUUUUCCCAGCUUUUCUAAUGGGUUUAAGUUCACAAGUUCCAAUACUAAAGCCUCUGCUCCAAAGACUGCUGUUAUACAUGUUGACAUGGACUGCUUCUUUGUCUCAGUGGUCAUCAGGAGCCAUCCUGAAAUGCAGGAUAAACCUGUAGCUGUAUGCCAUUCAGACAACCCGAAAGGGACUGCUGAAAUUUCAUCUGCAAAUUACCCUGCUCGAGAUUAUGGAGUUAGAGCUGGAAUGUUUGUUAGAGACGCCAAGGCUCUUUGUCCCCACCUGGUCAUUUUUCCAUAUAACUUUGAAGCUUAUGAGGAGGUAGCUGAUCAGUUUUACAACAUUUUGCAUAAGCACUGCAACAAAGUGCAGGCUGUAAGCUGUGAUGAAGCAUUUUUAGAUGUUACAGACACAGACACAGAGGGGGAUCCCCAGCUUCUUGCUUCAACAAUAAGAAAAGAGAUUCUUGAGACUACCGGGUGCACUGCAAGUGCUGGGAUUGCUGAAAAUAUGCUUAUGGCUCGUCUUGCCACUAGAACUGCAAAACCAGAUGGUCAAUGUUGCAUUCCUCCUGAAAGGGCGGAUGAUUAUUUAAGUCAACUUCCAAUCAAGGCACUUCCAGGAAUUGGGCAUGUUUUGGAGGAGAAGUUGAAGAAGCAAAAUGUUUGGACUUGUGGACAGCUGCGUAUGAUUUCCAAGGACUCUCUUCAAAAGGACUUUGGAACGAAAACUGGAGAGAUGCUGUGGAAUUAUAGCAGAGGAGUAGAUAAUCGGUUGGUUGGGGUGAUACAGGAAAGCAAGUCUAUCGGUGCUGAAGUGAAUUGGGGUGUGAGGUUUAAAGAUGUGAAAGAUUGUCAAAACUUCCUCUCAAACCUCUGCAAGGAAGUUUCAUUGCGCUUGCAAGGUUGUGGAGUGAAAGGGCGCACUUUUACCCUGAAGAUAAAAAAGAGAAGAAAAGAUGCUGAGGAGCCUGCAAAGUAUAUGGGCUGUGGAGAAUGUGAAAACCUGAGCCACUCCACAACGGUUCCAGUUGCUACUGAUGAUGUGGAAGUACUUCAAAGGAUAUCAAAGCAGCUUUUUGGGACCUUCCAUUUAGAUGUCAAGGAGAUUCGGGGUCUUGGCUUGCAAGUUUCCAGGCUUGAAAGUGCAGAUAAUUCUAAGCAAGCCUUUGAGAGAAAUUCUUUGAAGUCAUGGCUCAUCUCUGCCUCAGCAAGUACAAAAGAACUAUGGAGUAACGAUAGUACAGCCAAAGACAGGUUUAAUAUAGGACAAGGCGAUGGAGUUUCGGGUCAGACAUGUGCUAAUUCAGUUGGCCUUUCUAUUGAAAUGGACAAUAAUAUGUCCGAUAGUGAAGCUUGUCUGAACCAGGUUUCGGAGCUGCCACCUUUAUGUCAUCUUGAUAUGGGAGUUUUAGAGAGUCUUCCUCCUGAACUCUUUUCAGAAUUGAAUGAAAUAUAUGGCAGAAAGUUAGUUGAUUUAAUUGCUAAAAAUAAAGGCAAAAGUGUAAGCAUUAGCGGUUCUUCGAGCACUCAUUCACAUGCGCGAGUUGAAGGUGCAAUGAAUGAGGGACAGGCAGUUCUCCUUUUUGAUCCGGUUCUCCAUAAUGAAAUACCAGUAGAAAAAAAGCAUAUAUCUGAGGAAGUUCCGGCAGUCCUUGUUUCUGGGGCAGAAUCCUACAGUGUGGCUAUUCCUGCUUCUUGUCUUGAAAAAACUGAUUUGAUGCCCUCGUCUCUAAGUCAAGUAGAUGUGACAGUGUUACAACAGUUGCCUGAAGAAUUGAAAGCUGACAUACUUGAGGUUCUUCCUGCACACAGGAGGCAAGAUGUUUCUUCAAAUGUUCUCUCAGAAGUCCCUCUGGAAUCAAAAGGUAUCAAGACAACUGAGAACCACUCUGGAUCAAAGGAUUCUGUCUUGGAUAACAAUCUUUGGGCUGGAACUCCUCCACAGUGGGUUGAUAAGUUCAAAGUCAGCAAUUGCUUGAUAUUAAACAUUCUUGCAGAGAUGUAUUAUGAAGCAGGCUCAACAGGAAAUUUAUCUCCAAUUCUGCAACGUGCAAUUUCUGUACCUAAACACCAACUAGAUGCAAGUCAGGAUGGUUGGGAUGAAGCUGCUCACAUUUUGCGUGAGCUUCUGAAGCAGUAUAUUAAACUAAAGAUAGAAUUUGAUAUUGAAGAAAUCUACGUUUGUUUUUGUCUUCUUAAAAGGUUUGCGAUGAAAUCAGAACUUUUCCUGCACGUGUACACUGAUGUCUUUCCUUACCUUCAGGCAUCAUUUGGAGAAAACUAUGGAGGAAACUUGCAUAUAUCACUGAAGGAUUAGUGCUGCUUAAUGUGUUACAUUUUUUCUUAUUGGACUUGUUCCACUGUCCAAGGGGUGGGCUGUGCAUCAUGAGUGAUAAAUACCUUUAAACCACCAUACAAAUCCAUGGGAAAUGGAAGCCACGCAUAGAAGGCCUAUAUGUAAUAGUUAUGCUUGCGAAUCUAUGAGCUGGAUCAGUGAGAGUUGUAGCACAAGUUCGUUUACAAAACAAGCCAUAUUAGUCUCGACUUUCAGCUUGAUAACUACACAACCAAGGCAAACCAAAUUUUGACAGGCGCACGACCUAACUCAUAAAUACAUUUGACUUGUUGAAUUUGCUGACAAAGAUGGAAGCCUGACUAAAUUAGUGAUGGGUGCCUACACUUAAACUACCCUGGGAAGGGACUUCCCACAUAAGAUUCUUUUACCGAGAUCUUGAAAACAGUUGCAAGUUUGUCAUUGCUCUUACACGUGAGUAUUUAAGUAAAGACAUGUUCUGCAUCACCGGAAAUUCUGGAUCAUCUCCUUCAUAACGUGCAUUAAUUGAGAAACAUCUUGGUUUGCCUGAGGUGUUUAUUUUUAUCUGGUUUUUGAGGCUUGCAGUUCUAUUGGUGUUGAAAUGCAUGGCAGUGGAAGUCUUUGAAACUCAAUUCCGGUAACCACCGCCUCUCCCACUCCAAGUCUACAACCUGUAUUGAAGUUUGAAUAUUCGUGUGUUUGAUAUAUGAUUGUCAUGGCUGAAAAUUCAAGCUUGGUUUGGGUGGGCUGAAUAUUUGUAGAGUGGUGUGCAGGUACUAAAUGAAUUUCAACGUUAGAGGUGGAAUUGGGUACUCGAUAGUUUCUUCACCUCCACUUGUUCUCAUUAACUGGGUGAUUGCUUUGGUUAGGGAUCUCACUGCUUGUUCUGGAUGCAAUCAAUUGGAAGUUUGGGUUUAGGGUAUCAUUUGCAUCUAGUUCAGCUGGGCCUGGGGGCAAUGUCUUCUCUCAUAAUGCUCAUUCUAAAGGCAGCUUUUUUCAUUCCUGAUGUGAAGCAUUUAAGAUGUCAACUAAACAAACGGACUUUCAACUGCUCGCUCUCAGUGAGUCAUUUGAUUGAUGUACAAUUGGUGUUUACAAUACUUGUGAUGGAAUGUCGUGGCCUGAAUUGGUGCUGCUGCGGUUGAAAGAUUGCUUUGCCAUUACUUCAUGAUGGGGUAACUUAUGCUGCAUUAGCUUUCUAGGUGUUUUCCAUGUUCACUCAUUGAGCAUGACAAUCAGAAGCAACACAGCUCAAUGCGCAAUGUGGUUUGCAAGCGGUCACUAGUAUGAGUUGAUGCACAAAUAUAAGAGAAUUCUGUGUCUGUUGGUUAUCGAGGCCAUUCCUGGAAUACUCAAACAACAACCCGACCGUGUGCAACAUUACUUUGUUUUUUCACAUUCUUUCUGAUCAGUUUCUUUGGAUUCAUUUGCUUCAUCAGUAUACAGCAACUUCAUUUCGUUUAAUACAGUAUAGCAUUACUAGUUUUUUAGCAUAUUGCAUACGUUUUGUUUAAAACAAGGUUGAGUUUGUCAAUGGUCAUAUUUUUUUGAAUA